GGGGUGAUGAUGACGUGCCGUUGAGCGUGCGUCGGGAGACGUGCAGAGCCCUACAUGUUGCCCGGGCACGCUCCCUUAGGGCAAGAGAUGGUCGAGAUAGUUGCAAGAUACGGGAAUACACCGAGCCGCGCGGGAUCCCGGGUGAGCUUCGCGAACGGAUACGAGCAUUCCCCACGGGGCAAACCGCCGCUCUCAUCCACGAUCGGGUAAAUCACGUGGGUUUCCCGACGUCAUCGACACACCCGGACGCGUAUACGGUAUAUCUCUCAAUCAACUCGCCCACCACGUACCCCAUCCUCGCCGUCGCACUUCACCAUGUCCGAUCAAAAGCGCGACGUUCGCAAUCCCCUCCUCUUCGAGUGCGCCUGGGAGGUCGCCAACAAGGUCGGCGGCAUCUACACCGUCAUCAAAACGAAGGUCCCCGUCACCGUCCAGGAAUUCGGCGACAGAUACUGCCUCAUCGGCCCGCUCAGCUACAAGACCGCCCCCAUGGAGGUCGAGGCCGAGGAGCCCUCCGAUCCGGAUGUCGCUGCGACGCUCGAAUCCAUGCGUGCGCAGGGUGUCAAAAUUCUCUACGGCCGAUGGUUGAUCGAAGGAGCGCCGCACGUCCUCUUGUUUGAUACGGGCAGCGUGUACUCGAGGUUGGACGAGUGGAAGGGAGACCUCUGGAAUCUCGCAGGGAUUCCGACCCCACCGAACGAUCACGAAACGAACGAGACUAUCGUCUUUGGUUAUCUCGUAGCGUGGUUCCUUGGCGAAUAUGUCGCUCGUCAGCGGCACACUGCCGUCAUCGCUCAUUUUCACGAGUGGCAAGCUGGCCUAGCGAUCCCACUUUGCCGCAAGCGGCAGAUCGACGUAACAACCGUCUUCACUACCCACGCUACCCUUCUGGGCAGGUACCUAUGUGCCGGCUCCGUCGACUUCUAUAAUAACCUGCAAUACUUCGAUGUCGACCAUGAAGCGGGCAAGCGUGGCAUUUACCAUCGCUACUGCAUCGAGCGAUCCUCCGCUCAUUGCGCUGAUGUCUUCACGACCGUCUCGCAUAUCACGGCUUACGAAUCCGAGCAUUUACUCAAGCGCAAGCCCGAUGGGGUACUUCCUAACGGUCUCAACGUCGUCAAGUUCCAAGCCAUGCACGAAUUCCAGAAUUUGCAUUCAACCGCGAAAGCAAAGAUUAACGAGUUCGUCCGCGGCCACUUCUAUGGCCAUUACGACUUCGAUAUCGACAACACUUUAUAUUUCUUUACGGCCGGGCGUUAUGAGUACCGCAACAAGGGCGUCGACAUGUUCAUCGAGGCGCUGGCCCGUCUGAAUUUCCGACUUCAGAAAGCAGGGUCGAAGACUACCGUCGUGGCAUUCAUCAUCAUGCCUGCUGCAACAGCGUCAUACACCAUCGAGUCUCUCAAAGGUCAGGCUGUCACCAAGCAGCUGCAGAGCACCGUGAACGAGAUCACGACUCGGAUCGGUCAGCGCCUUUUCGAACAUGCGGCGCGCUCCAACGGGGAUCAUGGCACGAACCCCCUCCCCGACGACCUCCUUUCCGAGGAAGACAAAGUUACUCUUAAGCGCCGUAUCUUUGCUCUCAAACGCAAUGCCCUCCCGCCAAUCGUCACUCACAACAUGGUGGAUGACGCCAACGACCCGAUCCUGAAUCAACUCCGCAGGGUAAAGUUAUUCAACGCUUCCUACGAUCGAGUCAAGAUUGUCUUCCAUCCCGACUUCUUGAACUCCAACAACCCUAUCCUAGGUCUCGAUUACGAGGAGUUUGUACGUGGUUGCCAUCUAGGAGUUUUUCCGAGUUACUACGAGCCCUGGGGCUACACCCCCGCGGAGUGCACCGUAAUGGGUAUUCCUUCCGUCACCACCAAUCUCUCUGGGUUCGGCUGCUUUAUGCAAGAUCUCAUCGAUCGACCGCAAGAUGAAGGUUGCUAUAUCGUUGACCGUCGCUCUCGGUCCGUGGAAGAGUCAGUUACGGAAUUGACGGAGAAUAUGUUCUCCUUCUGCAACAAGACACGUCGGCAGCGCAUCAACCAGCGUAACCGCGUCGAGCGGCUUUCGCCUCUCCUCGACUGGAAAAACCUCGGAAUCGAGUACUCUAAGGCGCGCCAGCUCGCUGUUCGCCGUGCGUAUCCCGAUGCAUUCUACGGGAGCGCGGAGGGCGACGACGAAUUCUACUUUACGGGAGCACAGAAGAUCGAUCCCAUCAGCGUGCCGGCCAGUCCGAGGUUCCGGGGCUUUGGAGGACUGGCUACCCCUGGGGAUCUUGGGACGCUCACGGAAGAGAUGCAGCGCUUGGCCACGAGCGAUUACAAUGGUGGCGGUUAUCAGUGGCCUGGCGGCGAAGAGGAAGAAGAUUCGUACCCAUUCCCGUUGGUCAUGAAAGUUCGCUCGCGCGCGUCGUCCAUCAUGUCCGGUGCCAGCACACCAGGUGGCGGCGCCUUCCGCAGCCUGAACGAGCACGACCUGCGAAAGGCAGACGCGGCUCUUUCGCAUGUGCAGGUUGAUGCGGCUCUCGCGGAAGCCCACGGCGUUAAUACCUCCGAGAAUGGGUCCAACGCGCAUGCAAACGGUGUCAACGGUACAUCAUGAAAGCAUUAGUGCUCGUCCGUCUCCGAGAUAGGUAACGACCAUGCAUGUAGUAGAAAACUUGACGAAUGGAACAUGAAUGCAAGACACGCUGCGUUGAACUGCGUACCGCGGAAAACUGAGAUGUCCUGCCUUUGAAGCGUGGCAGCCUGCGGAACAGCUGUGUAAGGUCGAGCUUGAGGAUGACGCGGGCGGUAGCAGUGGCACGACGCACGUCAGGCGCAAACGAGUGGGAUCCGGUGAUAUAGCAAAAGACUGUAGAUACAGGCAAA
Messenger RNA from Punctularia strigosozonata HHB-11173 SS5, 2858 nucleotides. RefSeq names its product glycogen synthase. The transcript has 9 exons. Gene Ontology annotation, biological process: glycogen biosynthetic process. Lineage: Eukaryota; Fungi; Basidiomycota; Agaricomycetes; Corticiales; Punctulariaceae. Gene Ontology annotation, molecular function: alpha-1,4-glucan glucosyltransferase (UDP-glucose donor) activity. Gene Ontology annotation, cellular component: cytoplasm. Bases 316 to 2589 code for a protein of 757 amino acids. The record is from RefSeq and is a predicted model, not a curated record.